Messenger RNA from Haliotis rubra (blacklip abalone), 5031 nucleotides. RefSeq lists its product as uncharacterized. NCBI's taxonomy places the organism in Eukaryota, Metazoa, Mollusca, Gastropoda, Lepetellida, Haliotidae. Bases 612 to 3317 code for a protein of 901 amino acids. The transcript has 9 exons. The record is from RefSeq and is a predicted model, not a curated record.
AUACCAACACACAUUUAGUUUAUUACGGGUAUAUUUGCAAACCGGUUUAUCCAAUCGAACAUGAACAUUUCCUGGAACUUGCUGGGUGCGAGUUCACGCUGCAGGUGAGCCAUCUUGGAUGAGUGGGUAGACAAACAUAGUGCCACAUGGGUGUGGUAACUGGGAGUGAUGCCAUGGUGAUGUGGCGAACAGCGGUUACCUAGAAACAUGGCCGACUUGGAAUUCAGACACAUCCAGGGAGAAGCAUCGCUGAUCCCGAUAAGAUGUCUUCCACAGUCCUGUCGCAGUUUUCUUUCCAAUGUCCUAGAUCCUGAGUCAGCUUUGGGAAGGUCUGAUUACAGGACAUUUGGAGAACUGCUUGGAUUGUCUCAUUUUCAAACUCAGGGUUGUCGGGCCAGGAAUCGGGACCGAAGUAUAACUGAUAUAUUGCUGACAGAGUUUGGACAUGAACCAAUAUGGAAGCUCAUAACCAUUCUCCACCAGAUGGAUGUGGCUGGGGGGAGAGAAAUACUCACAUCAUGGCAAGAAAUUUGUAGGAACUAUGAGACAGAACAGAGGGUGUUUGCAGGAGGCUACGAAGGAGGUGUACAGAAUACUGAGAGCCAGUGUUCAUGCAUGAACUGUCCUGCAUUAUACAGCCACCAGAACCCAUCUAUCAGGGAUACACGUACAUUCCACACCACCCUCAGGAUGAAGGCUGUCAUACAGGUCAGCCUUGUCACAGUUUCAUGCCCAACCCACAGCAGGCUUGUCAGCCUCGAAGCCCUCCCACACGACUGAAAGGUGUUGAAGGGCCGAUGGUGGGACAGGAUUCUAGAAUGGUGGAGAUACAAAAGCCAAGGCCUGGGAUCACCAGAACCUUUGAGUCACUUCAGACUGGUCCUGAUAGGGUCAGUGAGAGACAGUUUGUUGCCAACAUUGAUGAAGAUGACCCAUGGUGUAGAGACAGAAGGCUGGGUUCCCUGCAAAGGAUGAUGUCAGAUGAAGACAACCGCAGCUAUGGCAUAGGCUUGGAUGAAGUAGAGCCUGUUGAUGCAGGGAUCAGGAAUAAUAGACCAGGUGAUGAGGACAGUGCCCAGAACAAUGGACCAGGUGAUGAGGACAGUGCCCAGAACAAUGGACCAGGUGAUGGAAACAGGGUCCAGAACAAUGGAGUAGGUGAUGAGGACAGUGCCCAGAACAAUGGACCAGGUGAUGGAAACAGGGUCCAGAACAAUGGACCAGGUGAUGGAAACAGUACCCAGGAGAAUGGACCCGGUGAUGAGACAAGGGUCAAGAACAAUGGACCAGGUGAUGGAAACAGGCUCAAGAACAAUGGACCAGGUGAUGGAAACAGUACCCAGGAGAAUGGACCCGGUGAUGAGACAAGGGUCAAGAACAAUGGACCAGGUGAUGGAAACAGGCUCAAGAACAAUGGACCAGGUGAUGGAAACAGUACCCAGGAGAAUGGACCCGGUGAUGGAAACAGUACCCAGGAGAAUGGACCCGGUGAUGAGACAAGGGUCAAGAACAAUGGACCCGGUGAUGGAAACAGGCUCAAGAACAAUGGACCAGGUGAUGGAAACAGUACCCAGGAGAAUGGACCCGGUGAUGAGACAAGGGUCAAGAACAAUGGACCCGGUGAUGAGACAAGGGUCAAGAACAAUGGACCCGGUGAUGAGACAAGGGUCAAGAACAAUGGAGCAGAUAAUGGAAACAAUGGACAUGGCAACAACCUUACCACAAUGCCUGAUUUGACACUUGAUGACAAGUCAAGCCAAGAGCUUGACAACAAUGACUUGUUGGCACAAGCAGACUGGGAUUCCUUUAGCAUAUCAGGUAGAAACUUUCAAGACAAGGCCAGUAUUGCAUCCAGUCAGUCACCAAUGGUGCAAAAAAUUACAAAAAAUGAACAUUCUAGCUCAACACUACAAAUGGCAAAUCAUAAAACCAAUGGCAAACCGUUCAAGUUAAAUCCUGUAGCUUCAGACAAAUCAGCAUCCCCAAAGUCCACUAACUACUGUCCUACCUACCCAAACAGCAUGCCUACUGGUGACCAUGCCUGCCCGUUACCACCUUAUGCAUAUUCAGAGUAUGGUUACCCCAACAACGAAGCUCAUCCAUCGCAUCAAACCAUGCAGAAAGGAUACAUGUAUCACGACAAUGGCCCUCCUCAGACCAAUCAAGGAACUCCUCAGUCCUACUACAGAAAUCAUCAAGGUUUUCAUCAGAUCCUUCGAGGAGCUCAGAACUUUCCAGGAACUCCUCAGACUGGUCAUUGUUUUCCUCAGACAAUUCAAGGAGCUAAUCGGAACGUCCAGUGUUUUCCUUGGAACAUUCAAGGAGGGCAUUUUCAGAUAGCCUCUCAGGGCCCACAUCACUACGCCACCAGAAGAGGUCCCCCUCUACAUGCUAUGGGGAGAGGAUAUCAACUUACACAGCAAGGAGUACCUGAUGCAAGAAACUGGCAGGUUCCACACACUGCAGAAGUUACUCCUGCCAAAAAGACUGUUCCAGUUGCAUCUGAUCAUGACCAAUACCCACAUGGUGUUCCUGCUGCUGCUCGAGGUCCACGAGGACACCCAACCAAUCCAUCAGACAGGCCCCCACCAGUGGAAGAUGGAAUGGUUUUCAGUGAAAAGGGACAAGUAAAGCUUCGAGGACAAGAGUCACGUGAAGCAUCUGAGAAGCGACAUUCAGAUUCAGCUGUGGAUGGAGAAGUCAGUCCAGCUCAACAGCACAGACGUCAUGGGUCAGAUGAAGGUGCAGCUGCUUGUGGAAGGGAAGCUGAGAGUGAAUGCAGAGAAAGAGAGAAGUAUGUGUUUAUUACAGGAGGAGAUGAAACAAAACAGGAUGCUGUUGCCAAGGAGAUAAACAAGUUAUGUCAUGAGCUGCGCAAACUGGGAAUAACAGUGGUGGCAGACUUGCCUGAAAAGUUCCAAGCUGUGCCGAGAGAUCCCCUGCAGGGACGGAACUCCAUCUCAUUCAGAAGGGACAACGUACAUGAAGCACGAAUGGCCUACUUUGAAAGGGCCACGUGUGUUCUGAUUAUCGUCAGUCCUGGGUACAAGGCUUAUGUUGACAAGGACAACGACCAAGCCCAAGCCCAAGCUCAGCCCACUGAGCAUCAGUCUUCCACCCGACAUAUCUACACACUCAUGUUGACAGAGUACUGUGAGAAAAAUUUCUCAAAGAAUAAACGCUUUUAUCCAGUAUGUCUUACAAAACUGAAGACUAAGCGUAGUGAUAUUCCUGACUGGAUUUCCUCCACUUUAAUUUACUACUUCCCAGGCAAAGAGCUGUUUAACCAUCUGAAACAAGACUUAGAGAAUGACUAAAGUUUGGGUGGUUCUUAAAGGUUUGAGAACCAAUGCAAGCAUUAAAAGGACCUCAAUUUCAAGCUUUUUGAGAAUUGGAACUUUUUAUGAAAAAGCAUAAUUUGGUCAAAACUGAAGACUUUUACAGUGUGCUGCAUGGACAAAAUAUGUUGUGUGAAUUUAGUGACUCAGGAAAAGGCCUGAUAUAUAAAUUGACAGGCUGUUAUAUCUUUGUGCCUUGGUGUGGUGUACAAUCAUUUCAAGUAUUGAAAUAUCUUCAUAAGAUUUACAUUGAACUUGAUCAAAGCGUAUAUUUUUUUAUCAUAAAUGUCCUCCGGAAUACAUUGUGCCCUUGAACUUUUCCUUAAUGGAGUUCAUGGAUUGAUGAAUAGAUGAAAAAUGACAGUGACUUCUUUAAUAAUGUGUCCAUUUAUAUAGCGUCAAACUCCACACCUGGUAUGCCCAUAGCGCUAACAAUCAAUAAGGCAUUAUUGAAGUCCAUAGAACUGUUUGUAGAGAAAGGUUUGGAGGUGAUGCUUAGAGUUUUCAAGGGUUGGAGACAGCUUAAGGUCAUCAGGGAGAGAAUUCCAAUUGACCGAUGCCAUGUUCUUGUAAGACUUGUAGCCAAAUGAUUUGAGGUUCCAAUUUGGUACACAGAACAGAUUAGACGAGGAUGAACGCAGAGUUCUUGUUGGCAUGUAAGCAAAGACGUUUUCCAACCUCCGCUGAGAUAACAAGUUUUAACCAUGUCUUGAUGGUAAACUGAGAAAGGUGGCGCAAGACAAGUUUCUUUUGCUUAUGGACUUGAAUGUGGUACAUCAGGAGUGUGGGAGGGUCGGCUAGCCGAGUGGUUAAAGUGUUCACUCGUCACACCAAAGACCCGGGUUCGAUUCCCCACAUGGGUACAAUAUGUGAAACCCAUUUCUGGUGCCCCCUGCCAUAAUAUUGUUGAAAUAUUGCUAAGAGCAGUGUAAAACUAAACUCACUCAUGGCAGGAGUGCGAUAGGUUUGGCAGAUUCCACGAUUGUGCUGUCUGCGGCUGUACUAUUAUCUCCAGGAAUGUAAUCUGGAACAGGUCGAUAAUGUAACCGCUAUAUGGGUCAGAUGUGACACUCAGACAGCCAGACCUGUUUUGGUCAUAGCCAGUGCUGACUUUGUCAUUGUUUUGAAUGGAUAACACUGUAUAUUUUCAUGAGUUUCUAAUUAUGUUAGACAGACAGAUGAUUACAAUCUGUAAUUUGUUAGAGUAUAAUUUAUAUGUUUUGUAUUCAAUGUUUGUCUUGUGUUCAAGUUAUUACAAGUAGAAUCCAUUCUGUUAUGAUAAGAACCCUGGAACUAUUCAUGAUUCAGGAUCAUUGGGGAAGUGAUGUCACUUUUAACAUUGCCGUAUCAGUGUCUUCCCACAGUUCCCUUGCAUGUCAACAUAACUUGAUUUGAAGGCUACUAGUAGUGAGUGAGUGAGUUUAGUUUUCAGCAAUAUUCCAGCAAUUUCAUGGCGGGGACACAAGAAAUGAACUUUACACAUUGUACCCAUGUGGGGAAUCGAACCUGAGUCUUUGGCGUGACAAGCAAACGCUUUAACCACUAGGACUACCCCACCGCCCCUGAAGGCUACUUGUAAGUGUGACCAGACUGACAUUAGCUGAGGGGCAGUGACAUAGGUGACAUCACUUUCAAGAUUAGAACUUAGAAGUGACAUGCAUGUUCAUGUGGCUUCGUAUACUGGUCCAGAAAA